AUGGAUAAUGCCUCAGCUAAUAACUCAGCUUUGGGAUAUCUUAAAAGACAUUUGAGGAGUUGGAAGGACUUACUUUGUGAUGGUGAUUAUCUACAAUUAAGAUGUUGUGCACAUGUCCUAAAUUUGAUUGUUAAUGAAGGUAUUAAAGAAAUGAAAGACAGCUUUGAAGCCAUUCGAAGUGCUGUUAGAUAUAUUCGUUCUUCUCCUUCACACUCCCUAAGAUUCAAAACUUGGGCUGAAGCUGAAAAAAUAAACACUAAAAGCCUUGUUUGCCUUGAUGUAUCCACUCGAUGGAAUUCAACAUACUUAAUGUUAGAAGCUGCAAUGAAGUUUCAAAAAGUGUUUGAGCGGAUGCAUGAUGAAGAUGAUGACUGUAUUUCAUACUUUAGCUCAAGCACCUCAAGCUCUAGGCGUGAGGCUUCUAGUUUUGCUAGGCGUGAGCAUGAUGGUACUAGAUGUGACCAAGAUAAUUUUUCUGGUCCUGUUAUUGAUGAUUGGAAUAAUGCUCAAAUUUUCAUCAAAUUCUUGAAGGUCUUCUAUGACAUAACAUUGAAAUUUUCAAGCUCCCUUUCUAUAUUAGCAAAUGAAUGUUUCCACCAGAUUGCUCGGGUUCAGAAAAUGCUGCAAAGGAAUAUCACAAAUAAUGCUAAUAGCUUCUUAAGAGAAAUGAGCACUAGCAUGCAGGUGAAGUAUGACAAGUAUUGGGAUCAAGCAGAAAAUAUGAAUCCAUUGCUUUUUGUGGCUGUCAUUUUGGACCCUCGGUAUAAACUAGCAUAUGUGAAUCAUAUGUUUGAUCUUCUUUACGUUGAUGCUAAAGUAUCCUUGAUUAUGAAGGAGAGGGUCAAAGAUUGUUUGUAUCGGUCGUUUAAUGAGUACUCUGCUGGGGUUUCUAUUGACUCAGGGACUGCCUCCACAAGUACAGCAGGUGCAACUUCAUUGCCUUCUUUUGAUGAUGAUGAUGGUGGUGGUGGUGAAGAGGAUCCAGGUUAUAAGUGGUUAGAAUCUAUGAAACAAAGAACCUCAACAGAUCCUCAAACUGAGUUAGAUAGAUAUAUAGCAACUGACCCGAGAGAUGAAAUCCCUUCUGCAGCUGAGUUUGACAUAUUGUUAUGA
Neltuma alba is the source of this 1113-nucleotide messenger RNA. RefSeq names its product zinc finger BED domain-containing protein RICESLEEPER 1-like. Bases 1 to 1113 code for a protein of 370 amino acids. The transcript has a single exon. The record is from RefSeq and is a predicted model, not a curated record. Lineage: Eukaryota; Viridiplantae; Streptophyta; Magnoliopsida; Fabales; Fabaceae. Gene Ontology annotation, molecular function: DNA binding.